CAAAAAGAUAAAAGAAGACCAAUAAAUGAUCCAUUAGCUUUACGAUCCAACCACCCACGACCCAGAUACGCCCUCGCAAUUAAGUGCAGUGUAAGCCAACAAACAAGCGUUUUAAAACCCAUUUCAUCUCUCAACCAAACAACAAAACCCUCUUCACAGAAUCAAACCUUCAAGAACAAUGGCGUGAAGCAUCGACAACAUCUUGGCGUGCUGGGUACCACUGAAAGCGUCAAAUUUCAUGAGAUAACAAAAGCAAUAAAUACACAAAAAUCAACGUCAUUUGUUUGCUCAUAUAUUCUUGUGCUUUGAUCAGUGAGCAGUGCAGAAAAGAGCGAGAGAGAGAGAGAGUAUUUAUCUUUACAGGUUUUGUUCUGUAUAUGUUUAUGAGUAAUAUCUGCAGAAUUCGUCAACCUGGGAAAGUCCGGAGAGCACAUCCUAGACGGUAUCUUCGGCUGCAUCAAUGAAAUCACAGCAGCCCUCGCGUUCGCCAGGAUGAGUGACUCAGCAUACAGGGUAGAAACCACAUCCCGUCUUGCCCAAUGGAGGAUCGAAAAUCUAGCUUCCUGCACCUACCGCAAAUCCGAUCCUUUCAAAAUCGGCAAGUGGAAAUGGCAUUUAUCGGUGGAAAAAAACAAGCUUUUAUAUGUUAAAUUAUACCCAGAGAUAUCGAGCGUAACAAGGGCCAAUCCCCCGAUUGUAUCUUUCAUCAUCCGAGUGGUUUCCUCUGUAGGAGAUCGGAAGGCUUUGACUCAUCCAGAAAUUAUAGACAAACAGCUCAAAAACAACGACGACUUUAUUUGGCCAAUUGAAGUUCCAUUAACGGGAAAGUUCAUUAUUGAUGUCGAAUUCCUUGACUUGAAGACUGCCUCACCCGAGGGUGGGGAACCUUCCUCCAUCUGGGCGGAUGGAUUGACACAACAACGAUCGAAUUCAAGAGCUCUUAUUUCAUUGGGUCGAAUGUUGAAGGAAAGCAUCCACACCGAUAUCAUAAUUAAUGCAUCUGAUGGAAGUGUUAGAGCACAUCGUGCUAUUCUUGCUUCACGAUCACCUGUUUUCCACAGCAUGUUUUCACAUGACCUGAAAGAAAAGGAACUAUCUACGAUAAACAUCUCUGAUAUGUCUUUUGAAGCUUGUCAGGCACUUCUUAAUUAUCUGUAUGGUAAUAUCCAACAUGAAGAGUUCCUCGUCCAUAGACUGGCACUUCUUCAUGCAGCUGAUAAAUAUGACAUAGAUGACCUAAAAGAAGCCUGCCAUGAUAGUCUGCUAGAAGAUAUUGAUGCCAAAAAUGUUCUUGAAAGACUCCAAAAUGCAUCUCUUUAUCAAUUGCCAAAACUGAAGACCAGCUGCAUGCAGUAUCUUGUGAAGUUUGGCAAGAUACUCGACAUCCGAGAUGAAUUCAAUGUCUUUCUGCAAAAUGCAGAAAGGGACCUAAUAGCUGAGAUCUUCCAUGAAAUUCUUAAUGCUUGGAAAGGUUUCUAGCUUGAUGAAGAGGAUGAUUAAUGUUGGUGUGUUUAUGGUGUACACAUAAGAUUGCUACAAGGAUUUAGUGUCAGAAUUUGUAACCUUGAAAGGUAAUUCUUUCUCCAAAUUGUUUGUCCUGAAAUUAGUCAGGUUUCUCAUGAUAGAUGACGGUGUUAUGAAUACAAACACAAUUGAAAGAAAUGUAAAUAAUUUCAUGUUC
Cucurbita pepo subsp. pepo (vegetable marrow) is the source of this 1681-nucleotide messenger RNA. Its product is annotated as BTB/POZ domain-containing protein At1g55760. Gene Ontology annotation, molecular function: protein binding. The record is from RefSeq and is a predicted model, not a curated record. Lineage: Eukaryota; Viridiplantae; Streptophyta; Magnoliopsida; Cucurbitales; Cucurbitaceae.